Lotus japonicus is the source of this 3047-nucleotide messenger RNA. RefSeq lists its product as uncharacterized. The transcript has 6 exons. The record is from RefSeq and is a predicted model, not a curated record. NCBI's taxonomy places the organism in Eukaryota, Viridiplantae, Streptophyta, Magnoliopsida, Fabales, Fabaceae. The coding region runs from base 146 to 1255 and encodes 369 amino acids.
CUACCGCGCCGUCCUCGCCGCACCACCCUCCUCAACCCACUCCCAUUACCAACGCUGAACUCGUUUGCGUCAGAGAAACGUCGUCGUUUGCAUCGGAGUGUUGCGGUGGUGAGGUCACAGCUUAGAUACCCUAUCGUAUCGCCGGAUGAUCAUUGGGGAAUUUGGUCUACUCUCUUCACUAUCGGCGCUUUUGGUCUCUGAGAAGACCAAGAUUGGGAGCAUGGUGAGUGCUGCUCUGGUGAGCACUUUAGUUGGGCUAGCAGCAAGUAAUCUAGGGAUACUUCCACACAAUGCGCCGGCAUAUUCUAUUGUCUUGGAGUUUCUGCUACCCUUAAUUAUUCCAUUGCUGUUGUUUGGAGCAAACUUGUACCAAGUGGUGCGUUCAACUGGGACACUUCUGUUAGCUUUCUUACUUGGGUCAGUUGCUUCUGUUGUUGGAACUCUAGUGGCAUUUCUUUUAGUGCCUAUGCGAUCUCUUGGUCCUGACAACUGGAAAAUAGCAGCUUCUCUCAUGGGUAGCUACAUUGGCGGAUCCGUUAAUUAUGUUGCCAUUUCAGAAGCGCUAGGUAUGUCUGCAUCAGUUUUAGCUGCAGGAGUGGCAGCAGAUAAUGUUAUCACUGCUCUAUAUUUUAUGGUAUUGUUUGCAUUGGCUUCAAAAAUUCCUGCCGAGGCUGCAGCGCCAACCACUGAUGAUAAAAUGGAUAUGGAGUCGGAUAACGAGGGCAACCUCCCUGUGUUGCAGACGGCUACUGCACUUGCUACAUCUUUUUUGAUAUGUAGAGCGGCCACAUAUGUAACAAAAGCAUCUGGCGUACAAGGAGGAACCCUCCCUGGAAUAACUGCAAUCGUAGUCAUUCUAGCCACACUUCUCCCAAGGCAGAUUGGUCCCCUGGUACCUGCUGGUCAUACUGUUGCACUGGUUUUGAUGCAGGUAUUUUUUGUGGUGGUUGGAGCUUCUGGAAGUGUAUGGAAUGUUAUCAAGACUGCCCCGAGUAUUUUCCUGUUUGCACUUGUUCAAGUAACCGUCCAUCUUCUUCUUGUUCUUGGAUUAGGAAAGUUGUUCAAGUUUGAUUUGAAGCUGUUGCUUUUAGCAUCAAAUGCCAACAUUGGGGGCCCUACAACAGCAUGUGGGAUGGCCAAGGCCAAAGGCUGGGAUUCUUUGGCUGUUCCUGGAAUUCUUACAGGCAUUUUUGGAGUUUCAAUUGCAACAUUUCUUGGUAUUGGUUUUGGAGUGAUGGUUCUAAAACACUUGUAGAAAUGAUUAUUUACAAGGUUCAGAUGCUAAAAUGCUUACAACUAAUUGGAAGUUAUGAUCAAGCAGUUUUAAGGUAUCAUUUGACAUAUAUUUGCUCAAGAACUUGGUGUAGCUAUCUUUUCUUCUCCAUCUCCCACACAUCGUGCACAAGACUAACGCUCUGUUUGGUAGAGAAGAGAGAAAUAGAGAAGAGAGAGUAGAGAAGAGAGAAGAUGAGUAGAGAGAAAUAUGUAAGAAAUAGAGUGGAUUUAUAGGUUGUUUGGUAUGAUAUAAAUAGAUGAGAGAUGGAGAAGAGAGAGUAAGGUGGAAUGUAUGAAAUGUCUUUUUUAUCCUGAAUUUAAAAAUAUUAAAAACUGAAUGACUAGAGUGGUGUAAUUGUUUAAAGCAAUGGUAUAUUUGACAAUUAAUGGUCUGCAGCCCAAAUCUUCUCAAUUUGGAGAAAUGAAAAAAAGUAGGUGGGACCCACAAUUUAUAUCUCUCUCUACUCUCUCUUGUUGAUAUCAAACGCAGGUAGAAUCACUUUCUCUUUGCUAACUCCAUCUGCAACAUCUCUCUCUUGCCUAUUUCUCACCUAACAAACAAAGUGUAAGUGAGUGUUUGGAUACUAGUUGAACGCAAUGUGAACGGGCUUUCAUUAUAUCCCAGUUCAUAAGAAAAGUCUGAUUCCUUCUUCCUUGUUAUAUUGAAGUGAGUGCUAACAUCCGUUUGCACUGGUGCCAACGGGUAUUGAAACAUAACAUUAGUGCUUGUUUGCUUUCGCUUCAUGCACAAACUCCAGAGCACAUUAGGUACAAAGCUGCCUAUUAUGACUAUAUUUAAUAUUUGGAUACAUGUUGGCAUCAGUGUAAACAUACAUUAGCCCUCACUUCAACUGAAAACGGAAUAUGGAUGAAUUGGGAUGAAAAUCUGUUCAUGUUGCACUCAACUCAUAACCAAACACACGCUAUAGCUUCUCAUCAAAUGCUGAUUUGAUUGUGUAUCUUGGGCUUUGACAUGGUAUUAAACAUACUAUGAGCUAGGUUGCAAUUGAACAAGCUUUUUGCUUCAAAUUAUGUUACAUUUGGCAAGUCCAUGACUGUGAUUCUAAACACUUAGCCAGCCCACAACCUACCAAUAAGUUUUUUUUAUGCUAUUAAAUCAAUUCACAUGAUAUGCUGGUGAAAUUUCUACUCCAUCUGCUUGUGUAUAUAGAGCUGGUGAAACUCCUUUGUAUCAGCUAGGUUUUUUUUUUCCUUCUAUUGAAUCAAUUGACAUUCUUCUCUGUUUUCUGUUUACAUUUAUUAUGGCAUCAGUGCCCUAUUCAUAUAGCUCCCUGUUGUGUAAACUCUGAUCAUGGCAAGAAACUCGAAGAACAUUGGUGCUGGUGCGAAUUACGAAGUCAAUCCUGGAGGAUCAUCCAACAAUGUAACAGAUCCUUCAUUGAAUCCUUUGCGCCCGCACUUUAAUCAUCCUUGUGAUGGACCUUCAAUAGUGGUGAGACACCAUAAUUAACAAGCGCGGACCAACACAUUUAGGCGAGAUUGACGUGAAGAGUGUUGAGUGCGAAGAACAAGUUCAAAUUUGUAGGCGGAAGCAUCAUUCAAGUGCCAAACGAGAAUCAUUCUAGCUAUUUAGCUUGGGAAAGGUGCAAUAAUUUGAUCCAUUCAUGGUAAAUGAAUUAUGUUUCACCUUCUAUUGCACAAAAUCUAGUUUACAUCAAGUAUUUUUUGCGACGACUCCUGAAAGAUAUUCUAAGAGAAAAACAAUGAACUCGCCAUUAAUAUUUAUUUGGAUUGGGAAAAACAUUGAAAAA